AUGGAUAUCAAUGCAUUAAGACAAAGAGUAGCUACUAAUGCAACUAAAUGCUUUGGAACAGACAUCCUUAGAGAUUAUACAGCUAAAUAUAAUAAGAACUUUCUCUUUCUAAAGUUAGAAAGAUUAUUAAAACAAGAACUGAAAAUUAAAUGGGAGAUAGCUACAUUACAACAGUAUAUUAUUGACAAUAUUAUCCCAAAAGGGCUGAGACUAUUUAAAGAGCCUGCAUUUUCAAUAGAAGAUUUUGAGUUAAAGGAGAGAUGGUACGAGGCAAUGGAAGACUGCUCUUUUGUCUUUAUAGACAUCAUUAUAGAAUGUAGGAAGAGACAGCUCACAGAAUUAGACCAUGAGAUUAAGGAAAUUCAGCGCAUUUUGGAACCACUAUUGGAAGAUGAAGAUUCACAAGAAAAGAUCAUGAAGAUAUCAGGCAGUGUUGAUAGACUAGAAGAAGAUAUCAAGAAAAUUAAGAAGGUCUCACGGGAUAUGAAAGACUAUAAAAAUGAUAGUGAGAAACUUCCAUAA
Messenger RNA from Pelobates cultripes (western spadefoot toad), 522 nucleotides. The record is from the annotation of a GenBank genome assembly. NCBI's taxonomy places the organism in Eukaryota, Metazoa, Chordata, Amphibia, Anura, Pelobatidae.